GCCUUCCAGGUCCCCAGCUAUGAUGUAGCCCAGGCUCUGCCUCAGUCCAAUGGGAACAGCAGCAAGGCCUCUCCCUCCUCCUCCAAUCUGAGCUCUCCCAUUUCCACUCCUGCAUUCUCACAGCCGCCGGUGUUUCCCCAUGACCCUCCUCCUCCCGCUGCCCAGCCCGUGUCCCCGUCCCCGCGCCCCCAUGCGCUCCACUAUCACACUCACCCCGAGGGUCCCCAGUGCUAACACCAGUGUCAGUGUCCCAGCCCCAUCUGAGCCCAAGUCCCCGUCCUCUCCAGCUGCCUUCCUCUGCUCUGUCCUGCCCUCUCAGUCCACCCCACAGUAUAAGCCUGCACCCAUGUCCAUUCCCCAGCCUCCAUCACCAGCUCGCUCCUCACACUCCCCCAACCCUCCCAGCCCCCUGCCCAAGCCCCGCUUUGAUGCCCCCCUGCACAUGGCUCUCCCUACUGACAGCCUGCCUAUGAGUCGAUCUCCCCACUCCCAAACUCCUACCACCGUUUCCAUGCCACAGCCCUCCUUUCCUCCUCCCUCAUGCGUGUCUCUGCCUCCUAGCUACAGAGGGACCCCAAACAUCCUUCCCAAGCUCAAUGUGAAGAAGGCUCCUGCCCCUCAGUCAGUGUCCCACAACUCGGAUGAGCAGAUCCAGGGCUCCAAGGACGCCCUGAUCCAAGAUCUGGAGAAGAAGCUACGCACCAAAGAAGCCCGCAGGAGAAACAGCCAGAAGUUGUCCUAUGAGGAGCGCAUGGCUCGACGGUUGCUGGGUCCAGAUAACGCUGCCUCUGUCUUUGACUUUGAGAAUUCCUCCGACUCGCAACUCGACCAGCCAGAAUCACCAGAGGGACGUAACACUGGAGGAAUAUGGGGAAAACACCAUUCUGGUACUGAUGGCAACGAGGGCUCGGCCAUCCAGGAGAAGUGCUAUGCUCCACGUUUCAUCCAGGUCCCCAAGGACCUUACAGUGGAGGAGGGCAGGUUCUGCAGGAUCGACUUCAAGGUGGGAGGUCUGCCCACCCCAGAUGUGGCCUGGUAUCUCGACGGGAAGGCCAUCCGCCCCGACGACUACCACAAGAUGCUGGUGUGUGAGAAGGGCAUGCACUCCUUCAUCAUUGAGAUUGUGACUGUGCAUCAUGCCGGUGUCUACGAGUGUAUUGCCAGAAACCGCGCUGGGGAGAACCGCUUCUACAUAAAACUGGAGGUUAUCGCCCAGGAGAUGCUUCGCCCGCCCACCUUUGUCCAGAAGAUGCUGAACUCUCGUGCCCUGGAGGGGGACACGGUGAGGUUAGAGUGUAAGGUGGCUGCCUCCCCUCCACCAAAACUCUUCUGGAAGAAGGACAAAGACAUGCUGCGCAUUGACCCCACCAGGAUGAGCCUGUACCAGGAUGGCACUGGAAGUCAGUGCCUGCUCAUUGAGAGGCUGGUCAAAUCUGAUGCAGGCUGGUACACCCUGUCUGCCAUCAACGAGGCCGGCAUGUCCACCUGCAAUGCCAGACUGGACGUAGGAACUCGCACCAACAAGCCUGCCCCCCCUACAGGCAAGCAUUUUAAAAUCCCCCUCAGCCGUCUCCCCGUCCUGACUCCAGACCCCACCCCCCAGCACACGGCCCCCCUGUACGAGAGCGAGGAGCUCUAGACAAAAGUACACCAGGAGUGUAAUAAUUGUGGAUGUGUGUUGUGCUCCUUAUCAUACCUGCCUGUUUCCUACCACUGAGGCUGUCUUGUUGUUUGUGUCUUGGGGAGGAAACCAAUUGAUGUUUUGAGGAAGCGGGUAGAUGGACUCACAUUUUGCCCACACUGCCUCCAGGACACCUCAAAAGACCCCGCAUUUGUCAAAUGCACUUUAGUUUGAGCCCUUCUGGUUUUGUGUCAAGGGCAUGCUGGUCAGAUGCGGGUUUCCCAACCGCACAUCCUCUUAGUGUGGUGCAGCCUUCCUGGCCGGUGCACUUGACUUGGCACAGACCUUUGUCAAAUGCUGUUCUGUGGUUUGCUGUUGUAGUGGAUAGAGGAUUAAUCAUGUAUCGUCUCCAGACAUGUAGCUAUCUUUCGAAGUUCCUUCACAAAGCAUCGUAUUUAUGACGGCUGCUUCAAGUGAGAAUGUGUGCAGGUGAUAUUUCUGUUUUUUAAAGGUCAAAUGGUUUUAUUAUAUAAGCUAUUUAUUGGACAAUUGCUUCUAAAUAUAAAUGGUUGCCGUAACACCCAAAUUUACCACAACCUCAAGGUCUGAUCCUGACCAUAGAAAAACAUUUUGAAUAAGUUAUGUACUGUGUAUGAUGUGAAAUUGAAUAUGUGUAAUAAAGUUUAUGACCUUAUUAUAGGUGGUUAUUUCA
This is a messenger RNA of Oncorhynchus gorbuscha (pink salmon), 2333 nucleotides long. Its product is annotated as myotilin-like. NCBI's taxonomy places the organism in Eukaryota, Metazoa, Chordata, Actinopteri, Salmoniformes, Salmonidae. Gene Ontology annotation, cellular component: plasma membrane; axon. Gene Ontology annotation, biological process: homophilic cell-cell adhesion; axon guidance; dendrite self-avoidance. Gene Ontology annotation, molecular function: cell-cell adhesion mediator activity. The record is from RefSeq and is a predicted model, not a curated record. The transcript has 9 exons. Bases 140 to 1639 code for a protein of 499 amino acids.